AUGGAGAUCGACUGUCUUAUCCCAGCCGCGCCCUUCAUCAUCUCUGAGCCUACUCGACGCUGGCCCGUAUUUGGAUCCUGGUCUGCUAAAUCGUUGCUCAAGCAGUAUUCCAAGGUCAAGUUCAGAGCAGAAGCCGUGGAUUGGCCUUUCGAUGUCUAUGUUGACUAUAUGAAGGACAACCAUGACGAGAGCCCUUUAUAUCUCUUCGACCGUUCCUUCGCAGAGAAGAUGAACAUUCAAGUAGCUGACAGCUCUGCUGCUCACUUGUAUGAUGGCACUUCCCCCGACACGCCAGGCAUCGAGGACGGGCGUAAAGUUGCAUACUGGGCACCUUCCUUCUUCGGUCCCGAUCUGUUCAGCGUCCUCGGGACUCAACGACCCGAUCACCGCUGGUUGAUCAUCGGCCCAUCUCGCAGUGGCUCGACUUUCCACAAAGACCCGAAUGCGACCUGCGCAUGGAACGCUGUUUUGACUGGGCGCAAGUACUGGAUCAUGUUUCCUUCCUCUUCAUCCCUCCCACCACCACCUGGUGUUUUCGUAUCAGCUGAUCAAAGCGAGGUGACGUCUCCUCUGAGUAUUGCUGAAUGGUUCCUUGGCUUCCACGCCGAAGCACGUCGCACAGAAGGAUGCGUUGAAGGUAUCUGCGAGGCUGGCGAACUUCUAUAUGUUCCCGCUGGCUGGUAUCACUUGGUCGUCAACCUCGAAGACUCGAUCGCUUUGACACAAAACUUUGUUCCACGUCAAAGACUUGCUUCAGUACUGCACUUCCUCAGAGACAAGCCUGAUCAAGUCAGUGGAUUCGCCAAAGACGUGCUUGAUCCAUACAAACUUUUUGUUGCAAAGCUCGAAGAGCAGGAACCAGAAGCUCUAGAAGAGGCAUUGCCCAAACUAGAGAAGAUGAUCAAGGGUCCCAAAGGCAAGUGGGCAGAGCUAACGAAGACCGCUGAGGACGCCAGCGUCGAAGGUGGCUUCUCGUUCGGGUUUGGCGGAGACGACGAUGAAGAAGUGCCGUAG
Aureobasidium vineae is the source of this 1014-nucleotide messenger RNA. NCBI's taxonomy places the organism in Eukaryota, Fungi, Ascomycota, Dothideomycetes, Dothideales, Saccotheciaceae. The record is from the annotation of a GenBank genome assembly.